GGCGCCCAAUUGACUAUCGACCAUGGACAGGACUCAUGGAUAAAGAUGAUAGUGAAUUCUAUAAGAAAUGGUCUAAUAACAACAAUCCAUCAUCUGUUGCUUUAAUCAUCAAUUCCGGUACCAGCACAGGAAAAUCAUCCCGUUUCCCUUACGCAUUAUAUUUAAGUGAUCUAAGUAUUCGUAAGAAUGGUAAAUAUUAUUCAAAAAAAGGUGGAGGUGCCAAAUUUAAAAUGAUCAUACUGACCAUCACUAAUCUCUUAAGAGAAAAUUAUAAGAUUGACGGUACCAACCGAAUUAAGGACCCAUCAGACAUAACACUUCAUGAUCCAUAUCAACAUUACCUUCAAGAUCUGACAACAGGCAGAUCCAUUUACACUCCAGCAACAUUCUUGUUAAUCCUAUCGUCUGCAACACCGGCAGGUAUUGAUGAAAUACCUUCUCUUACUUUUAACUCUGGCUUACCUGAUAGAUACAAAAAAACUAUAAUUAAACUAGAAAAUGAGAAUGUCGUAGACAUGCACAACUUCAUUUGCGAACUUCCUGAAUAUAAUGAAUUUACAAGUCAAGAUGGUGAUUUUCUUGUCUUUCAGCCCUGGGUGAGUAAGUUCGAGGAAACUGCCCAAGGGUUUCAAGAAGCUGUUCCAAAGCGUGUCACAUAUACCCUCAGCCGAGAAAAUGUCCGUAAGGAAAUCCCUACUGAUAAAACAUUAAUUAUUUCAAACAUUGGUAAAAUCGGGUUUGACCCACCCGGUAAGAAAUGUCUCAUAGAUGUUGGGAAAACUCUUGGUAAUGAUCGAAAUGAAUUUAAGAGCGGCAUAUGGAGUAGUCCUGCCGAAUACCAACAAACAAUAGGAAGGGUCGGUAGAUCAGGAGAUGGCAUUAUUCUUACACACCCUAAAGCUGGAACAGGACCAGUUCUAAGACCGUAUGAAGGUUACACUUAUUAUCCCGCGAUUAAAUUCAUUGACAAUAAAUUCACAGACCAACAACAACACCUUAUUGCUCUUGUCAUCGCACUAUAUGGUGAUAAUAUUAAUGAAGACCAAAUACGAAAUUUAUGGUUCAAAAUCAUCAAAAAUGAUUUAUCUGAUGAGACCCUAUCCGGAUACUACCGUAUUUUAGG
Racocetra fulgida is the source of this 1123-nucleotide messenger RNA. Lineage: Eukaryota; Fungi; Glomeromycota; Glomeromycetes; Diversisporales; Gigasporaceae. The record is from the annotation of a GenBank genome assembly.